AUGGCAGACGACAAAGGCGAAUUCAUCAAAGCAGCAAGAGAAAUAUAUCAACUGGACGAAACCGGCAGCGAAUCAGACGAAGAAGAACCAACACCUCGAAUCGACGAGCAAACGAAACUGGAGCAUAAAGUGAACCAAUGGAAGGGUGCGCUAGAGAACGGCGGUCUGAAACUAAAUGUUGCGAAGACCGAGUACAUGGCAUGUGGCGGCACGGACCCCGACCCCAUAAAGGUAGGAGACGAUUGUGUCGUGAAAACGAAUAAAUUCAAAUACCUUGGGUCCGUGCUGCACGAAUCGGGUGAAAUCGAUCACGACGUCCAAGCCCGAAUUAGCGCUGCUUGGGCAAAAUGGCGAGAAGUAACCGGUGUCCUCUGCGACCCCAGGAUACCGGUGAAGCUAAAGGGCCUUGUGUACAAGAGCAUCAUCCGACCAGUCCUACUAUAUGGUAGCGAGACCUGGCCUGUCCUCGGAAGGCAUGUCCAGCAGCUUCACGUCACGGAGAUGAAGAUGUCCCUGGCGCCAGGCCGGGAAAACGCUAGGUCGAAGAAGAAGAAGAAGACUAUGUAA
This is a messenger RNA of Cydia splendana, 567 nucleotides long. RefSeq lists its product as uncharacterized. The transcript is spliced from 2 exons. The record is from RefSeq and is a predicted model, not a curated record. The coding region runs from base 1 to 567 and encodes 188 amino acids. NCBI's taxonomy places the organism in Eukaryota, Metazoa, Arthropoda, Insecta, Lepidoptera, Tortricidae.